This is a messenger RNA of Girardinichthys multiradiatus, 2438 nucleotides long. RefSeq names its product melatonin receptor 1C (gene mtnr1c). Gene Ontology annotation, biological process: G protein-coupled receptor signaling pathway. NCBI's taxonomy places the organism in Eukaryota, Metazoa, Chordata, Actinopteri, Cyprinodontiformes, Goodeidae. The transcript is spliced from 2 exons. The record is from RefSeq and is a predicted model, not a curated record. Bases 370 to 1428 code for a protein of 352 amino acids. Gene Ontology annotation, cellular component: membrane. Gene Ontology annotation, molecular function: melatonin receptor activity.
CCUAGCAUAUUCGCAUUUCCAUUACGCAGAGGAGAGCGCUCACAUGCCCCAUCGGACGCGCUCUCGGGCAACAGCGACGGUGACUGACGAGGAGCGCCGUGAAACCAGAGCCUUCAGCAACUCCAGGACCUUGCAACUCCAACACAUCACUUCCCCGCUGUGCGUAAAGCGCACUAGUUUCCAAAUGCUCAUGCUAUGACUCGCCUCAUCCCGGGACUUCACGGAUGGAGGAGUGCGUGUACGUGUCCAAAAAAGUUCAAUUAUCUUUCCAGCGAGGAAAUUUUGACUUUUUUUCUUCUCUUUAACCCUUCUUUUACACUGAAAAUUGGAGAAGCGCUGUCCAUCAUGGCCGCUGCGUCCUGAGGGGAGAUGGAUGUGGAGGUGAAGGAGGCGAACGCAUCGGACUGCCCGCACAAUGAGAGCGGCUGCGAGCUGACCGCGUCCUCCGGCGGUGUGUCCACUGCGCUGGCCAGCGUGCUGAUUUUCACCAUCGUGGUGGACAUCCUGGGAAACGUGUUAGUCAUCCUGUCCGUGUAUAGGAACAAAAAGCUCAGGAAUGCAGGCAACAUCUUUGUGGUGAGCUUGUCUGUAGCGGACCUGGUGGUGGCUCUGUACCCGUACCCUCUGGUGCUAACAGCAAUCUUCUACAAUGACUGGACAAUGGGGGACCUGCACUGCCAGGCUAGCGGCUUCGUCAUGGGCCUGAGUGUCAUAGGCUCAAUAUUUAACAUCACGGCCAUUGCCAUCAACCGUUACUGCUACAUCUGCCACAGCCUCCACUACGACCGUCUGUACAGCCUGAGGAACACCUGCUGCUACGUGGGCCUCACUUGGUUGCUCACUGCCAUCGCCACAGUGCCCAACUUCUUCGUUGGCUCUCUCCAGUACGACCCUCGUGUCUACUCCUGCACCUUCGCUCAGACUGUCAGCUCGUACUAUACCAUUUCAGUGGUGGUCAUUCACUUUCUGAUCCCGCUGCUAGUGGUGUCCUAUUGCUACAUGAGAAUAUGGGUUCUGGUGAUUCAAGUGAAGCAUCGGGUAAAACCAGAGCAAAGGACGAGACUGAAACCCACCGAUUUGAGAAACUUCCUCACUAUGUUUAUGGUGUUUGUCUUGUUUGCUGUGUGCUGGGCUCCACUGAACCUUAUAGGUCUGGCUGUAGCUAUAAACCCUGCAAAGGUGGCGCCCAACAUACCUGAGUGGCUCUUUGUUACAAGCUACUUUAUGGCAUACUUUAACAGCUGCCUCAACGCCAUCAUAUAUGGACUACUAAACCAAAACUUUCGUAAGGAGUACAAGACCAUCCUCCUUGCUCUUUGCGUCCCACGUUUGCUCCUCAUGGAAACCUCCAGGUGUGCCACCGAGGGGCUGAAGAGUAAGCCUUCACCAGCUAUAACGAACAAUAAUAUAGCUGAAAUAAAUGUAUAAAUUGAUGUUACACUGGGCAAGUAAUUGUGCCAUGGUUCACUCAGUGCCUGUUCUGGAUGUGAAUCUUUUUUCUUGUUUUUAUGUGUGGAGUGAUUCAGAUGUCCCCCCAAAUCUAUACAUAGUGGAAAUUUGACAACAUUUUAAAUACCUCUCAAUUACUUUAAAUUUCAUUAAAAUCUUAAUUUAUGUCAGAAAUUUAGUUCAAAAACUGAGAAUCAUCACACUCUGUGAUAUAAUUCAAGGUUUUAUUUCUUUUCAUUUUGGUGACUAUGGUCUUUUUCUCAUAGGAAAUUAGAAUAUUACGUACAACUAAUAAUAAUAAAAUGUAAUACAAUAAUUUAGAAAUGUCGGCGAAGUGAAAGGUUUGUCCAUGUACUGUACAGUAUUUACACUUUUUACUUGAUCAGUGCUGCUUAACAUGACUUACUGCAUCAGUGCAGCCUGGCAUAGAGUUUAUCAGCCCAUUGCUAUAUUGAGGUAUUACGGAAGCCCAGGGGGCUUUAUUGAGGCCUGUAGUUCAUUUGCAUUCUUGGAUCGGGUGUCUCAUCUUCCUCCUGACAAUACUAAAUAGAUUCUCUUUGAGGUUUAAGUGAGGCCAAUUUGCUUGUUAAUCAAGCACAGUAAUGCUAUGGUCAUUAAAGCAGGCAUUGGUGUCGCGUUGUGGUUUAGGAUUGGACCAAGUGCAGACAAGAGCUCGGCAGGAUCAUCUUUGUAAUUCAAAGAUUUAUUUACAAGGUCUAAAAACGUAGCAAAAACACUGCAGGAAAUGAACCAGAGCCUAGAUACAGAGCUUACAAAAAUCACUGCAGGUUUCCCAAGGCAAGGCGUGGCAAAAGAUUCCCAAGGCAAGGUAAUGCAAAAACAUAGCAUAAUCAAGGACGAGAACAAGGUGUGACGAACACAAGGAACCAGCAACGAACAGAGACACCAAACCAACUAAUUUACUGGGGAAAGACAAAGGCAGGUAAUCAAGGGAACUGAGAACAGGUGCGACAAGGAGACAGGGGAGC